GUCUCUCUACAGAGGGAGCUGCUAGUCUUCUGCCCACCCACUGUUUAUAGCUCUCCUCUGUCAGAAGUUCAGAACUUCCUUCCUUCCAGUGAGAGUAGUCUAUUCAUCCAGAGCACCAGGACUCACCAUGGCAGCUAAUGAUUACCGAGGCUACCUGAGGAACCACGCCGACAUGGAGGGCGCUCAGUCCCGCUACCACCCGUCCCAUGGCUCGAAACCCAAAUAUAGACCGUUUAUAUUCGUUACUCUGGCUGUUAUGGGAUUGCUGCAGAUUGCAUCGAGUGUGGCGAUCUUGUUACACUUGACAGGUUAUCUCCAAGAGGUCGAUCUCUCCUCUGCAAUGCAGCAGCCAAUGGAGGAAGUGCAGACGGAACCCAUCAUGUUCGACGCCCUGAAGGACCCGAGGAAAGGCAGACAACGCUGCAAGAACCAGGGGAGGGAGGGGCUUCCAUCAGCUCAUCUACCAAUCAGAGCAACUAUAGACUAUGUGAAGAAAGGGGAGCUGAGAGCAGCUAUGAUUCAUUGGGACGAGGCGCAGGGCCACCUGAAGAAGAUGCGUUACCAUGACGGCCGUCUCCUGGUGGAUGAGCCAGGCCUGUACUCUGUCUACGCCAAGACCUGUUUCCGCUACUAUGACCUGGGACCUGAGACAAAGCCUGGCGAUGCCACGCCCCAGGCCGUGGACGUGAACAACGCCCAGCUCAUCCAGUACAUCUCCCACGAGAAACACACGUCCCUGCCCAGCAAGUCUGUGGUGCUGAUGAAGACAGGAAGCACCAUGCGCUGGAAUAACUCCCAGUAUAACAUGUACUGUGCCCAGCAGGGCAGGGGGGUAAUGCUACAGCAAGGGGAUGGACUGUUUGUUAAUGUGUCCAAUGCCUGGAUGCUGGAUCCUGAACCAGAGGGGACGUACUUUGGGGCGAUCAAGAUAGGGAACUGAAACCGCGUACAGAGGAGGAGGAGGAUGUGCUACUGAACGUUCUAUAGACGUAACUGCCAAAGAACCACUGAGAGAGAGACAGAGCACUUGUUGUAUGUAACAUUACUGAAUUUGUAUUAGAUUUGUUUUAGUUUUUUAUUGAAAGGAAUGGGCUAUGUUGCUCUUCACCGGAUAGAGAAUUAGGAUAUGCAGUCAUUUAAGUGAGGUGAUAUGGAUACCUCCGUUCACUCACGAGACCUCAACAAAACCCAUAUGCCGUUCACACAUAGACUUAACCUGUUCCUUAUGGUCCAAAACUGCACAGAUUGCUUUUUAGUUAAACAUUUUAUAAAGUUGAUAGUUAUCAACCAUUUUAGAUUGUUGAUAUUUCUCAUUCCAGGGGUGCACUUUUGAAAAAUGUUGUUAGGAUGUGUUUUUAAAGUAUAGCAGUGUGAAUCCUAUCUUCUGUUUAUCAGCUGACACAAAGUCAUUCCUCAUCGCUAGUCUGGCCCCUCGUAGUUUACAAAACAUUGUCAUCGUCUUGAACAGAAGCACAGCUGGGGUAUUUUGUUUAUAACUGAGGAGAGUUUCCGCCAGUGAACUCUUUGGUACACUCUUAGAAAAAAGGCUUCCAAAAGGGUUCUUCGUCUGUCCCCAUAGGAGAACACUUUUUGGUUCCAGGUAGAACCCUUUUUGGUUCCAGGUAAGGUUUCUACAUGGAACUCAAAAGGGUUCUACCUAAAACCAACAAGGUUCUACCUUGAAUCAAAAGGGGUUCUUCAAUGGGGACAGCCGAAGAACCCUUUAAGGUUGUAGAUAGCACCUGCGAUGCAGUGCCUUAGACCACAGCAGCACCUUUUUUUUCUAAGAGUGUACCAUAAGUGUAGUGUAGCCAUUAGCCAAUGAUGCUCCUCUGUCUCUCUUGGGUAAGGAUGAACUCAAGUUUAGAGGGUGAGGAGGAGGUUAUUCAGUAGUAAACACAGUAUUACUGUCCAUUCAGGCCCAGGCAACAUUUACCAUUACAUAGACAUUAUUUAAGGGAAUAACAACAGCUGUGUAAGAACAAUGAUAAAUACUGUAUCAAUCACUAUUGAUUUUAGUUUUCCAAGGAAAUACAGAAAAGUGAGUAUAGAAGUACUCCAUAACUGCAUGUACUUAGUUUAACCAGGAGAGACCUGCUGCAAUCAUCCCAUUAACUGAGGGGAACAUGGUUGUGGUUUCGUCAAAAGUCUUUUUUCUUAUUUUGAUUAGUUUUCCCCCAAAUUACACAGUAUUGAACACUUUUGUCCAGUUUUUGGUGGUUUAUACAAGUAAUGAUUAUCAAAACACACAAACAACUUAUGUAAAGAUGCAUACUGAAGAUAGCUGGCCUGUCUUACCGUAGGGGAGGAGCGCAGAGAUUCCUGUCUUUAUGAAACUAGCGGAUCCAAAUUGACUUUGGUCCACCUUUUAACUUAUAGUUCCUUUUUUCAUUUGACUCUUUGAGGUAAAUGAGAAUAUGCACUAAAUGUAUUUAUUUAUUAGCUAUAACAAUGCAGAUAGGGACCAUUGCUUAAAUGACCUGUCUGCUGUAAAAUCUUGUCUAUUUGAUGUCUGUAUUACAGUAGGAAGUACUUAGUUUAUUAGUAGAUGCGCUUUUAUUGUCCAAACACAGGGGCUCAAUGUUAAAUUCUGUAUUUGUAUUUUUUUAUUACGACAAUUCUGUGUGCACUUGCCUAGCCGAAGCAGAAUAUACUGUCCAUCAUAAGACCGUAGCAAACUUAAGUUUAAAAAUCUUGUACAUUCUUUUUUUAUUUGAUGUUUAUUUAUGUCAAUUUAACUAAUAAAAUCAUUACUUUUAUA
Salmo salar (Atlantic salmon) is the source of this 2761-nucleotide messenger RNA. Its product is annotated as tumor necrosis factor ligand superfamily member 11. Gene Ontology annotation, molecular function: tumor necrosis factor receptor binding. Gene Ontology annotation, biological process: immune response. NCBI's taxonomy places the organism in Eukaryota, Metazoa, Chordata, Actinopteri, Salmoniformes, Salmonidae. The record is from RefSeq and is a predicted model, not a curated record. Gene Ontology annotation, cellular component: membrane.